UAAUGUGAUUAAAUCUGGUUUAUAAUUUUUUAUAGAAUUUAAUUUCAUUCUCGUGUGGGUUUGAGAUUACUAUUCUGUAAACAAAUAUGGCGGACGCCAUGAUACAGUCUCGUGAUAAGAAAUCAGAGAAAACGCCUGAUAAGACGGCAUCAAGUGUAGACGAUGACUAUUUAAGAUUAGAGGAUGAAGAUGCUUUACUCUUUGAUAAACCAAAGGAGGCUAAAACAAGGUCGAAAACUUCUAAGGCUUCGUCCAAGUCUGCUUCUCAGGGGAAGCCCCCUUCCUCGAGUACGCCGUCCACUUCUAAAGCAAAGUCUAGUACUAGUAGUGUCAGUGGUGACGCUAAUAAUAACAAUGAAAUGCUAGAUAUAUUGAAGCAGAUAAGAUCUGAACAAGUGAAAACCAACAGUAGGGUUGAUAACAUGCACAAGAGAAUAGACGCUCUUUAUGAUGAUGAAUAUCAAUAUGAUGAUGAAAAUCAAAACGAGUCUGAUUGUUAUGAUGACGCUUCUGACGAGGUCCAAGCAGAUAAUGAAAAAAGGGAUGAACCCCCUAGUAAGAAACAAAAAUCUGACUCUUGUGAAGAGACAAGAUUUGCUAGCAUGAGCAAAAAAUUUAGGUCUGGUGAAAAGUAUGCACCAUCUAUUAAUGAACAGUUGGCUAAUAAUAUAACUGAUAUUUUUAGAAAUGGGAUUUCUUCUGAGAGAUUUUCAGAUCUCAUGAAAGAUGAGAAACUUCAGAGACCACAAAAUUGUGACGGUCUCGUUACUGUUCAAACUGACCAGGUUAUUUGGGAUAUUUUAAGUCCCGAGACUAAAACAGUCGAUAACAAAAUGAAAACUAUUCAGUCUGUAGUUGUGAAGACAGCUACUGUCAUGGCUAAAGUUAUUAAUAAACUAGAUUUAAUGUUAGAGAAAGAGGAGUGUACUGAGCAUAGUAAUAUGUUAGACGACUGUAUGGAUUCACUCGCUCUGAUGGGGCAUGCUAACAGAUUAGUAUGUUUGAUGAGAAGAACUCUCAUGAAGUAUGAUAUUAUUGGUGAAUAUGGACAUUUGCUGAAUGCUACAGUCCCUUAUGAUAAAAACAUAUUUGGUGAUGAUGUGGUCAAAACUGUUGAUGAUAUUGGCAAGUGUAGUAGAAUAUCAAAUAAAAUCCGAGGAAGGGGUGGUUUCAACAGUGGCUUUAAUAGAGGCGGUCGUAGACCUUGGUAUUUUAGGAUCUCUGGUAGAGGCACAGGCCGUGGUAGAGGUAUCGGCCGUGAUAGAGCAUCUCGUGCAGGCUCAGAUAAGACUGGAGAAUAA
Molecule: messenger RNA, 1301 nt
Organism: Mytilus trossulus (common blue mussel)
Lineage: Eukaryota; Metazoa; Mollusca; Bivalvia; Mytilida; Mytilidae
Exons: 1
Coding region: 87-1301 (404 amino acids)
Source: RefSeq, a predicted model, not a curated record